AUGGCCCUCGGGACAAUUGCUGAAGAAGGAAAGGGCCCACGGGUAGUCUUCGAGGAGGAUGAACUGGAAGAUGAGUUUAUCAUAGAAGCACGAUGUACAGAUAAUAUACUGUUUGGCAUCGCCGCGACUGUUGGAGGCUUCGUCGUCUUUCUACAGUCACUGCCAAUCAUCCUCAACAACUGGGUCUACCUAACAGAACCAAGGCCGAUCAAUAAAACAAGUAUUGAAGGGGAGCAGUUUGAAGCCGUUUUCCACUACAACGUUGGGUACCUACAAAUUUGCCGCCAGUUUUUGCCGGAUCGACCUCCUAAUGACAUGUUUAACUAUUCAAUGGAGACGAUUUCAACUGCCGAACGAGAAUCCCAAUGCUAUUUGAAUCCAUUGAUCACUCGGGUUGAAUUAGGCGAUGAUUUUAGUUUGGCGUCAGUGGCUGUAAGUGCAAGAUUAGGAUUUUCGACAAUGUUUCACCUUGUCGGAGCUAUGAUUUGCGCAAUUGCGUUAAUCCUUGCAACCAUUGGCCACCUGCGACAUACCAUGCAUACGAUUCUAGCUGCCGUCUGCUAUAUCUGCGGCUGCAUAAUCUUGUCAACGGCGGUUUUAAUGUUUGUAUGUAUCGUGGAUGAUGAAUUGUCCCCAAGGAUGAAGGCGAAUUCCUCCGGGGAACCCAGCAAAUUCAGCUUUCGAUAUGGAUACCCCUUUUGGUCUUCGGUGGCGAGUAUAUUGCCGGUUCAAGUGUGUGCUUGUUUCCAAGCCUUCCUCUAUUUUCGGCGCUACCCAACUGUAGUGGAAAAGCUGAAAUUCGUACCGGGACUAGAGAAGAAAUUGCGAAACGCUCAGCUGGAUAAGGAAUUGGGCAUACCACCUAUGGAAAUUCACAAGCGAGGGUCUCUGGCUUCCUACAUGCCCUUUCCGUCAUUCUCAAUGGCCAUGGCAAGCGGGAGACCAUCACCUACACGAUCCUCCCAAAUGUCGCUACGUAACAAUUCAGUCGUUUUCGUUCAGGAGAUG
Messenger RNA from Mesorhabditis spiculigera, 1008 nucleotides. The record is from the annotation of a GenBank genome assembly. NCBI's taxonomy places the organism in Eukaryota, Metazoa, Nematoda, Chromadorea, Rhabditida, Rhabditidae.